CGUCACGAAAACUUACUUACUUACCCCAACCCCUUUAACUACAACUGUACUCGAGUACCAGUACAUCUACUGCAUACUCCGUCUGAUGUUCAGAUGGUUUCUUGCUGCUCUCAACAUUCACAAUCUGGGGCAAACACAUUCGAUUGUGUCCAAUUUCCCAACAUCGUCAUCCCAUUGCUAUCCGCCUCUAAUUUAUACAUUUAGCUGCAUGGUGGUAGCGUAGUCCACACCUUCCACUCUUCCCAAGAUACGUACGGAGUAGUUGGGUGUGCCGGUCUUCCCACCGAAAGCUAUACGCCCUGGAUAAACAUAAACAACCAAUAUGGCACCACUGAGGCUCACCAUCGAAAAGGGCCAUUUCCGUGAUGCACACGGACGAGAGGUCACCCUGAGGGGCAUCAACGUAGCAGGUGAUGCGAAAUAUCCAAGUGACCCGGAUCGACCCUCGCAUAUCCCAACAGACUUCUUCGACGGCGAUAACAUCAACUUCCACGAGCGCCCCUUCCCCAAAGAAGAUGCACAUCUGCACUUCUCGCGGCUGAAGCGUUGGGGAUACAACACCAUUCGAUAUGUUUUUACCUGGGAAGCGAUUGAGUCGAGAGGCCCAGGCAUAUACGACGAAGAAUGGAUCCAGCACACCAUCGACAUAUUAAGGCUGGCACGGGAUUAUGGGUUUUAUAUCUUUAUGGAUCCCCAUCAGGAUGUGGUAUGGGUUCUGUGAUUCUUUUUAAGUACAAUGCUGAUGAGAUAUUGUCUAGUGGUCGAGAUUUGCAGGCGGUUCUGGGGCUCCCAUGUGGACGUUAUAUGCAUGUGGUCUCAAUCCUCAGAGCUUCGCGGCAACUGAAGCGGCUUUAGUUCAUAACACAUACCCAGACCCGGAAAGUUUUCCCAAGAUGAUUUGGUCAACAAACUACACGCGAUUAGCAUGCCAAACGAUAUUCACAUUCUUUUUUGCAGGAAGAGAUUUUGCCCCAAAGUGCAUCAUUGAUGGAAUGAACAUUCAGGAUUAUCUUCAAGGGCAUUUCGUGGGUGCUUGUGCCCACCUCGCCAAACGAAUCAACGAGGCGCAAGAUUUAGAAGAUAACAUUAUUAUUGGAUGGGAAAGUAUGAAUGAGCCUAAUCGUGGAUUGGUGGGAUGGCCAGAUCUGUCAAUUAUCCCAAGCGAGCAGAAGCUCCAGAAAGGAACCUCCCCAACAGCAUGGCAGGCUAUGUUGACAGGUUCUGGUCGGGCCGUUGAGAUUGAUACAUGGGAUUUUGGAGGGAUGGGGCCAUAUAAAUCAGGACGUGUUCUGGUUGAUCCUCAAGGAGAACAAGCGUGGUUACCAGAAGGUUACGAUGAGUCGAGGUAUGAUUAUAAGCGAGACCUGGGAUGGAAGCUGGGGGAAUGUAUUUGGGCUCAACAUGGUGUCUGGGAUCCAAGCAAAGACAUGCUGCUGAAGAAGGACUAUUUCCACAAAAAUCCCAAGACCGGAGAGACCAUCGACUACGAAAAAUUCACCAAUACGUACUUUAUGGAUUAUUAUCGCAAACACAGAGAUGCCAUACGGGCGGUCCAUAAGAAUGCCAUCCUGUUUUGCCAGCCACCUGUGCUUGAAAUACCUCCUGCAAUCAAAGGAACAGAGGACGACGACCCUAAAAUGGUCUAUGCUCCUCAUUAUUAUGAUGGAGUCACACUUAUGACCAAAAAAUGGAACAGAUACUGGAAUGUUGACGUUUUUGGCAUUCUGCGUGGUCGGUACCUGGCCCCUGCUUUUGCAGUCAAAAUAGGGGAGACGGCGAUCCGAAACUCCUUCAAAGACCAGUUGACUGCCAUCCGACAGGAAGGCCUCGAUUAUAUGGGCGAUCACCCAUGCGUAUUGACAGAGUUCGGCAUUCCUUACGAUAUGGACGACAAGCAUGCAUACAAAACUGGGGAUUACUCAAGUCAGUCGGGUGCCAUGGACGCAAAUCAUUUCGCUGUCGAAGGUAGCUCGAUGGCUGGAUAUACAUUGUGGUUGUAUAUGACUGAGGUAGGACUUCACUUGAUCUCAAAAUCACAUUGAACUAACAUUCCUUAGAACAACCACAAACUGGGUGAUCAGUGGAACGGGGAAGAUUUGUCAAUCUUUUCUCUUGAUGAUCGACCACUUCCUCUUUCUCCCGUGCCUCCAACCUCAACCAAUGGUUCCGCGACAAGUUUAGACCAGAAAGCUGGGCCAACUACCAAAAAGGAGUUUUCAAGCGAAGCGACGGUCCAUCCAGGAAAUCUGGAGGCAAAAUUGAGAACGCCUUCAAUAUCGUCAGCAGCUACUACAGAUAAGCCGCCGGAAUUAACAAACUCGCCUGGUUUCAGGGCUGCCGAAGCAUAUGUUCGGCCGUCUCCAAUUGCUACUGUUGGGGAUAUCAUUAGCUAUGGAUUUGAUCUUCGGAAUGCAGUCUUUAACUUCAAGGUGAAGGGGGGGCAAGUGAGUCCGGACAACCCAACUGAAAUUUUCCUACCAGAAUUUCACUUUCCAAAGGACCAAUCUGAGAUUGAGGUUUCGUCUGGGAAAUGGGCAAUAAGUACUGAUGAUGCAGAUGGUGGCAUGAUCCAGCGGCUAAGGUGGUGGCACGGCGAAGGAGAACACUCGAUCAAGGUCAAGGGUGUACAAAGAAAACAGAACAUGGCCCUCGGCAAGGAGGAGGAAGAGGGUUACCUUGACCAGUGCCAGCAAACUACGUCGGGUAAAUGUAGUGUUAUGUAGAUAUGAGUGGACGAACUUGGGCAUUUUAUUGGCGUGGAGCGUGUUGGUUGGAUUCAGGAUUUUUACGAGGAAAGCAAUACAUAUGCCUUUUUGUUCUUUAA
This is a messenger RNA of Hymenoscyphus albidus, 2824 nucleotides long. NCBI's taxonomy places the organism in Eukaryota, Fungi, Ascomycota, Leotiomycetes, Helotiales, Helotiaceae. The record is from the annotation of a GenBank genome assembly.